UAACGAAAGACACGAGGGAAAGUUACUGGAUUUUCCUUUUUAAACAAAUUUGUUGUGAUUUUUUUUGGCUGGUUUUUAAUUUUGUUUUGUUUAGGUGGGAACUUUUAUGGCAAUUGACUUAUUGUGGAUAAUGAAAAACAAAGCAGAACCCCUCAUCCGGUGUUAAUCUCUUUUAAAAUUGUGGAGUAUUUCCUGCAUCAAGACCGAGUCCGAUUUAAAAGUACUUCUAUUUUUGAGAGUCAAACACACGAGAUAAUAAAACACCUUUACAGAAGACUUCUCUUUUCUUCCCCUAAAAUAUAUUUCCUUGGAAUAUUGUGAACACAUUGUUCCAUUUAAGAUGUUUUCACCUCCUGUGAGCAGUGGGAAGAAUGGACCAACUUCUUUGGCAAGUGGACACUUUACUGGCUCAAAUGUAGAAGACAGAACUAGCUCAGGGUCCUGGGGGAAUGGAGGACAUCCUAGUCCAUCCAGGAACUAUGGAGAUGGAACUUCUUAUGAACAUAUGACAAACAGGGACCUUGGAUCACAUGACAAUCUAUCUCCUCCUUUUGUGAAUUCCAGAGUACAAAAUAAAACAGAAAGGGGCUCUUACUCCUCAUACGGGCGAGACUCAAAUCUUCAAGGUUGCCAUCAGCAAAGUCUCCUUGGAGGUGACAUGGAAAUGGGCAACCCAGGAACUCUUUCUCCUACCAAACCUGGUUCUCAGUACUAUCAGUAUUCUAGCAAUAACCCGCGAAGGAGGCCUCUGCACAGCACUUCUGUUGAAGUACAAACAAAGAAAGUUCGAAAGGUUCCUCCAGGUUUGCCAUCUUCAGUUUAUGCCCCUUCUGCAAGCACUGCCGACUACAAUCGGGACUCGCCCAGCUAUCCAUCCUCAAAACCAGCAGCCAGCACUUUUCCUAGUUCCUUCUUCAUGCAAGACGGCCAUCAUAGCAGUGAUCCAUGGAACUCAUCUAGUGGAAUGAAUCCGCCUGGAUAUGGAGGAAUGUUGGGCAAUUCAUCUCAUAUUCCACAGUCCAGUAGCUAUUGCAGUCUUCAUCCUCAUGACCGCUUGAGCUACCCAUCACACUCCUCAGCAGACAUCAAUUCCAGUCUUCCUCCAAUGUCCACUUUCCAUCGCAGUGGCACAACCCAUUACAGUGCUUCUUCCUGUACACCUCCUGCAAAUGGAACAGAUAGUAUAAUGGCAAACAGAGGAAGUGGAACAGCAGGAAGUUCACAGACAGGCGAUGCGCUGGGGAAAGCACUUGCAUCUAUCUACUCUCCAGAUCAUACCAACAACAGCUUUUCAUCAAAUCCUUCAACUCCUGUUGGUUCUCCCCCUUCUCUCUCAGCAGGAACAGCUGUUUGGUCUAGAAAUGGAGGGCAAGCAUCAUCAUCUCCCAAUUAUGAAGGUCCCUUACAUUCUUUGCAAAGCCGGAUUGAAGACCGCUUGGAAAGACUGGAUGAUGCUAUUCAUGUUCUCCGGAACCAUGCAGUGGGGCCUUCAACUGCCAUGCCUGGUAGUCAUGGUGACCUCCAUGGCUUAAUAGGCCCUUCUCAUAAUGGAGCAAUGGGAGGCCUCGGAUCAGGAUACGGGACAGGCCUUCUUUCAGCCAAUAGACAUUCACUAAUGGUUGGGGCUCAUCGUGAAGAUGCAGUUGGCCUCCGUGGCAGCCAUUCCCUUGUGCCAAACCAGGUUCCUGUUCCACAGCUGCCAGUGCAGUCUGCUACAUCUCCGGACUUAAACCAGCCUCAGGAUCCAUACCGAGGCAUGCCAACUGGACUUCAAGGGCAAAGCAUAUCUUCAGGGAGUUCUGAAAUAAAAUCCGAUGACGAAGGAGAUGAAAACCUCCAGGACGCAAAACCUUCUGAGGACAAGAAGUUAGACGAUGACAAGAAGGAUAUCAAAUCAAUUACUAGGUCAAGAUCUAGCAAUAAUGAUGACGAAGAUCUUACACCGGAGCAAAAAGCAGAGCGCGAGAAAGAAAGAAGAAUGGCCAACAAUGCCCGUGAGCGCCUGCGUGUCCGUGACAUCAACGAGGCUUUCAAGGAGCUGGGCAGGAUGGUGCAGCUCCAUCUAAAGAGUGACAAGCCCCAGACCAAACUUUUGAUCUUACAUCAAGCUGUAGCAGUUAUCCUCAGUUUAGAGCAGCAAGUCAGAGAAAGGAAUUUGAAUCCUAAAGCAGCAUGUUUGAAAAGAAGGGAAGAAGAGAAAGUAUCUUCGGACCCUCCUCCACUUUCUUUGGCAGGACCCCACCCUGGGAUGGGAGACACAUCUAAUCAUAUGGGCCAGAUGUAAAAAAAGGAAAAAGGUCCAAGUUGCCACAUUUUCUUCAUGUAAACCAGAGACCACUUCCUUAACAGCUGUAUUAUCUUAAAAACAUAUAAACAUUUAACCCUCCCCGUUUUUGUAAUAUAAUAAGACAAGUCUGAGUAGUUACGAAUCACAGACGCAAGAGAUUUCAGCAUUCCUGAUUUUGAAAUAAAGAAAAAGUGCAACUUGAGGGACAUCUCUUUUCAACAUAUCAUUCAGAAUGUUUCAAGCAGUAUGUUAACAACUGUAAAUGCACAGCCAGGAGACUGAAUGGCAAUCUUCUCCACACUGUGGGACAAUGCAUUUGUGCCUAAACUUCUUUUGGGAAAAAAAAAUAUAAUUAAUUUGUAAGUCUGAAAAAAAAAUAUUUAAUUUAAAAAGUGUAAACUUGCAAUAAUGAAAAGUGUACUUCUGAAGAAAAAAAUGAACGUUUUCAUUGGUGUACUAGUCAGCUAGUGUUUAUACUUACUGGAUAUUAAAAAGGGAAGCAUUGCUACCCCAAUAUUUACAAAACCAGCAAACGUCCUAAUGAAAACUGAAGUAAUGACAUUAGCCAUUCCUUAGGGUAGGAGGAACAGAUGGAUCUUAUAGACCUUUGACAAAUACAGGCAAACACACGGACACAAACACACAUAUAUAAAUACAUAUAAAUAUAUAUAUAAAUAUAUACAUAUAUAUAUAUAUAUAUUAAAAUUAGUGAAUAUGGUAAGCUUUUGUUCAUUUGUUUCAGACUUUUUGCUCCUGUAAAAAAAAAAAAAAAGUACUGACUAACUUUUUUUAAGAAAAAUAUUUUACUGUAAAUAAGUUUUGUUUUUGUUUACGUCUUCUUUCUCUUUCCCACGGCCCCUUCGGUUCUUUAUUGUAACCUGUAGUGCCAACUCGGUUGCUGGAGGGGCAGUUCAGGAUGAAACACUGACCCUGAUGUUGCUUAUCAUGCAAAAGUAGAGAGUUGUUUCUUGAGUCCCUUGGGGAGCAUCCGGGAGUAGAUGAGGUAUGUCUUACGUUGAUAAGUGUAAGCAGCAUGGCUGAGAUCAAGGGAGUCUUCUCCAACCCGAUGCCCCCCAGACAGAUUGGAACUAUUGUUCCCAGAAUUCUCAGCCCGCAAGUGUGCUGGGAAGCAGGUUAGGAAUUCUGGGGCCGUAGUCCCUACCAUACAGUCAGCACGAGUUUGGAGAAAGAUGGCCCACACAAUAUAUUUUGGGGUGGAGGGUGGAGAAGUCUAAAUCAUAAAUAUUGCUCUCAUUAGACCCUAUUUCUAAGAUUUCAGAGGUACAAGGUUAGAAUGCUACAAUGUUACCACUGUGCCUUCCAAUGUUUAUAUCAUCAAAAAUGUAACAUAAUCAAAAGUGGCUGUGAUUUAACAAACCAGUAGAAAUGUUAAAUUAAUGUGUGUAGCUUAAAUACAAUAUGCAUUGAGGCGUUUCAGAGUACAUGGUCAAAGGUGGGAUGGGGGGCAGUUUCAAGUGGAAAAGUUGCUAGUUGUAUGAGUUUGAUUUUAGAAAACAUUUUGAAGGGUAUUACUGAAAGAUAGACCAUAUACUGCCUCCUCCAUUUAUUAAAAAAAAUGCCAAUAUCCAACCGUCACACAGCAUUAGAACAAGCCUUACCCGUUCUAAAGCAUUAAGUUGCACUUUCUUGAGGAGGAGGGAGUAGAACAGUAUUUCUCUGGCCAGUAUGAAUCAAGUUUUUACUUAACACAUAUAUAUUAUAGUAAGUAUAGAUCAAGCUUAUGACACAGCAACUCAUCCAGUGAUUGGAUUUCAGGGCAUCUAAACAAGCAUCCAUAGUGAAUCUUCUGAAGAUUUACAUUGGUAAACAGAACAAUUAACUGACAUUGCUCUCAAUACAGUCUUUGUCAGCAUCCUUUUGUCUCCAGUUCCAGCUUCUGAUUUUUUAAAAAAUAGCCACGCAAACUUGGCAUGUUAUUUUUAAAUGGAAUCUCCCUGUUUGAGUAGAUUUUCCACCUAUCAGCACUGAGUAAAUGCCAUAUACCCAUUGAAAAUGGUCUAGACGUUCCAUCUGUUCUCCUGUUUUGCCAGUUACAUAGUAAUGAAAAAAAAACAUUUGUAAAUUUUAUGCAACAAAAUGGCAAACGUAUCAUUAUUUUGAAAUUGUGUAUGUAAAAGUUAUAUUUUUACAUGUAGACUCUUGUUAUUAUGUGUUUUAAUACAUUGUAUCAAACUUUUGUUUUUUUUUAACUGUGUGGUUGAAACAAAAUCUCAUUUAAAUGAAAUAGUGCAAAAUAAGAAUCUUAAUUUUAUGUUACUGAAAAACAUAAAGAACAAAUAUGGUAGUUUACCAUGUGAACCACCCUCUCCAUAUCCAUAAACAUUUUGAUUACCU
Messenger RNA from Candoia aspera, 4642 nucleotides. It is a transcript of the gene TCF4, whose product is annotated as transcription factor 4. Gene Ontology annotation, cellular component: transcription regulator complex; chromatin. The transcript is spliced from 19 exons. NCBI's taxonomy places the organism in Eukaryota, Metazoa, Chordata, Lepidosauria, Squamata, Candoiidae. Gene Ontology annotation, biological process: regulation of transcription by RNA polymerase II. The coding region runs from base 341 to 2284 and encodes 647 amino acids. Gene Ontology annotation, molecular function: RNA polymerase II cis-regulatory region sequence-specific DNA binding; DNA-binding transcription factor activity, RNA polymerase II-specific; protein dimerization activity. The record is from RefSeq and is a predicted model, not a curated record.